Messenger RNA from Xiphias gladius (swordfish), 1755 nucleotides. It is a transcript of the gene spg21, whose product is annotated as SPG21 abhydrolase domain containing, maspardin. Gene Ontology annotation, molecular function: CD4 receptor binding. Gene Ontology annotation, cellular component: cytosol; trans-Golgi network transport vesicle. The transcript is spliced from 10 exons. Lineage: Eukaryota; Metazoa; Chordata; Actinopteri; Istiophoriformes; Xiphiidae. The record is from RefSeq and is a predicted model, not a curated record. Bases 397 to 1326 code for a protein of 309 amino acids.
GACACAAUUACAGUUAAUAACAUUGUAACGGGCUACCGUUAGUCGGUGUGUGGCCCUGAUAUCACUGACUGUAGAUAAACAGGAGACCGUGUGUGUGUGUUUGAGAACUUGUACCAGUUUGAGUUUUAGACCAUUGGAGUAAGGACAUUUUCGGAAAGUGAAGACAUUUUGGCUGGACCUCACUUUCUGACACACCUUCAAAGGACUGUUUGAGGGUUAAGACUUGGUUUUAGGGUUAGUGUUGGAACUAGGUUUAGCUCGGUGGGCGGUGUCAAAAGCUUUGCGGAAGUGUGUGAAACAGGAGUCAUAUGACCAGGCAGCAGCAGCCGGAGAAAAUGGUUCCGAGAUAUGGAUAAAAUCCUCUUGACACGGUGACUAACAUCCACAGGCAGCACGAUGGAGGAGAUUAAAGUGUCUCCUGACUACAACUGGUUCAGAAGCACAGUGCCCCUGAAGAGAAUUAUUGUUGAUGAUGAUGACAGUAAGGUGUGGUCGAUGUAUGAUGCAGGUCCAAAGAGCAUCCGGUGUCCCAUCAUCUUCCUCCCUCCGGUCAGUGGGACAGCUGAGGUUUUCUUCCAGCAGUUGUUGGCCCUGACAGGCUGGGGCUAUAGAGUCAUCUCGCUGCAGUAUCCGGUCUACUGGGAUUUAAUGGAGUUCUGUGACGGCUUCAGGAAGCUUCUGGAUCACCUGCAACUGGAUAAAGUUCAUCUGUUUGGUGCCUCUCUGGGAGGAUUCUUGGCUCAGAAGUUUGCAGAGUGCACACACAAGUCUCCCCGAGUUCACUCACUGAUCCUGUGUAAUUCAUUCAGCGACACCUCCAUCUUUAACCAGACGUGGACAGCUAACAGCUUCUGGUUGAUGCCAGCUUUCAUGUUGAAGAAGAUUGUUUUGGGGAACUUUGCUAAAGGACCUGUUGACCCUAAAAUGGCAGAUGCAAUAGACUUCAUGGUUGACAGGUUGGAGAGUCUGAACCAGAGUGAGUUAGCAUCACGGCUAACACUCAACUGUCAGAACUCUUAUGUGGAGCCACACAAAAUAAAAGAUGUUGCUGUCACCAUUAUAGAUGUGUUUGAUCAGAGCGCUCUGUCACUGGAGGCCAAAGAGGAGAUGUAUAAACUGUAUCCUAAUGCCAGGCGAGCUCAUCUGAAAACAGGAGGAAAUUUCCCGUAUUUGUGCAGGAGUGCCGAAGUCAACCUCUACAUACAGAUUCACCUGCGACAGUUCCAUGGGACGAGAUACGCUGCUAUCAGUCCUGACAUGGUGAGCACUGAGGAGCUGGAGGUGCAAGAGAGUCACCUGAGCAGUAACCAGGAAGACGACCAAUGAGAUGUUUACCCAACAGCUGUUUCCUCUGAAUAUUUCCAAGAGUUUCUCUGUCUCAUUUCAAAGGUUGUUCUCCAGAUUUUUUUGGCGAUCAGUGAUUCAACUGAGUAUAUUUUUAUUUGACAGAUGAAGCAAUAUUUUGGUAACGACCUGUACAUAAAUGAUACUCAGCCCCUUUGCUUUAAAAAAACACCUUGCCUUAUGUGGAAUGACUGAUACAUGUUGCACUCUGCCUGAACUGUUCAUGUCCGUGUGUAAAAUACAUAAUGUGGUUAACAUUGCCACAUUACUGGUUUCCUGUUAACAGAAAGAUGAACACACUGGUUAAACUAAUUUUGGAGAGAAAUAUAUCUUAAAGACUGUGUAAUUCAAUGAGAUGAAAUGGCAUUUUUCCAUUGUUUUUGAACCUUUACAGUAAAUUUUUGAAUUUCA